CCAGGAGUUGUUGUCAGGCCCAGGCCACUUCCGAGGCGCCCGCCGUGUGUCGCCGCCACUACAGGAGGACGACGUCGACGCUGAGAAGGAGGAGGAGGCGGCGGAGGCGUGUUGUUGUCUCGCCCACUCCCCUCCCCUGAACUCGCACCCAACGUCAGGGCGCGAUGAAGUGAAGCGGCGACGAAGGUGGUACUUCCGCGUUGCGCUGCCGGAGCCGAGAGCGCAGCCGAGGCCGCUCCCCCACCCCUGGGGGGCACUUGGAGGACUCCGGACUCCCCCGCAGGUCAGCGCCCGGCGCAUCUGGUGUUUUUGCGGCUGAAGCUAGGACGACGAGAGCGAUCGGGGGCUCCACCGCCGGGAUUCCUGCUGCCCUCGGGCCCGGAGGCCGCUACGUACCCCACUGUGACCUGGAACCCAGGGACCCAAGUCCCGAUCCGGAUUAUCGUGGCGCUUCUCCCGGACGGCCCUGGUGCUCGGUGUCCCUCCGCCGCUGCUGCCGCCGUUCCCGUUUCCGGCGGGGGAGAUGGCCAGGAUCUGACCCGGGAGGAGGCCGCACCCGCGCCGCGCUCUGCGGCGGGCUCUAGGCGAUGCCGAGCAGCUCGGACACGGCGCUGGGGGGAGGCGGGGGCUUGAGCUGGGCGGAGAAGAAGUUGGAGGAACGCCGCAAACGGAGGCGAUUCCUGUCCCCUCAGCAGCCGCCGCUGCUGUUGCCGCUCCUGCAGCCGCAGCUCCUGCAACCGCCGCCGCCCCCGCCGCCUCUGCUCUUCCUGGCUGCUCCCGGCACGGCCGCCGCCGCAGCCGCCGCCGCCGCGGCCUCCUCCUCUUGCUUCAGCCCGGGCCCCCCUCUGGAGGUCAAGCGGCUGGCGAGAGGCAAGAGGCGCGCAGGAGGGCGGCAGAAGCGGCGCCGCGGGCCCCGCGCCGGGCAGGAGGCGGAGAAGCGUCGGGUCUUCUCGCUGCCCCAGCCGCAGCAGGACGGCGGUGGCGGUGCUAGUAGCGGCGGGGGUGUGACCCCGCUGGUGGAGUACGAAGAUGUAAGCUCCCAGUCCGAGCAGGGGCUGCUGCUGGGGGGGGCCAGCGCGGCAACGGCGGCGACGGCUGCCGGGGGAACGGGGGGCAGCGGCGGGAGUCCGGCCUCCUCCUCCGGCACCCAGCGUCGCGGGGAGGGGUCGGAGCGCAGGCCCCGCCGGGACCGCCGCAGCAGCAGCGGCCGCAGCAAGGAUCGCCACCGCGAGCACCGGCGGCGGGACGGGCAGCGCGGCGGCGGCGAGGCCUCCAAGUCCCGCAGCCGCCACGGCCACGGCGGCGAGGAGCGGGCCGAGGCCGGCAAGAGCGGUAGCAGCAGCAGCAGCGGCGGCCGGCGGAAAAGCGCCUCGGCCACGUCCAGCAGCAGCAGCAGCCGCAAGGACCGAGACCCGAAGGCCCAUCGGAGCCGGACUAAAUCGUCCAAAGAACCGCCUUCGGCCUAUAAGGAGCCGCCCAAGGCCUACCGGGAGGACAAGACCGAGCCCAAGGCCUACAGGCGGCGGCAGCGGUCCCUGAGCCCGCUGGGAGGCCGGGACGACAGCCCGGUGUCUCACCGGGCCUCGCAGGGCCUGCGGAACCGCAAGUCUCCCAGUCCGGCGGGAGGUGGCAGCAGCCCCUACUCGCGGCGGCUGGCCCGCUCCCCGAGCCCCUACAGCCGCCGCCGCUCCCCCAGCUACAGCCGCCACAGCUCCUACGAGCGCGGCGGCGACGUGUCCCCCAGCCCCUACAGCAGCAGCAGCUGGCGCCGCUCCCGGAGCCCCUACAGCCCGGUGAUCAGACGGUCUGCCAAAUCGCGAAGCAGAAGCCCAUAUUCAUCUAGGCAUUCAAGAUCUCGUAGCAGGCAUAGAUUGUCUAGAUCCAGAAGUCGUCAUUCUAGCAUUUCUCCUAGCACACUAACUCUGAAGAGUAGCCUGGCAGCUGAAUUGAACAAGAAUAAAAAAGCACGAGCUGCAGAGGCAGCACGAGCUGCAGAGGCAGCUAAGGCUGCAGAAGCAGCUAAGGCUGCUGAGGCUGCUGCCAAAGCUGCCAAAGCUGCCAACGCUUCUACACCUACCAAGGGGAACACAGAAACUGGUGCCAGUGCAUCACAAACCAACCAUGUGAAGGACGUGAAGAAGCUUAAAACUGAGCACACACCUUCUCCCUCAGGCGGUGGGAUGUUAAAAACUGACAAGGCAAAAGCAAAGCCACCUCUUCAGGUAACAAAAGUGGAUAAUAAUUUGAUUGUAGAUAAAGCCACCAAGAAAGCAGUUGUAGUUGGAAAGGAGAGUAAAUCUGCUGCUACAAAGGAGGAACCAGUAUCUCUUAAAGAGAAAACGAAACCACUUACACCAAGCAUAGGAGCCAAGGAGAAGGAGCAACAUGUGGCUUUAGUGACCUCUACCUUACCACCCUUGCCUCUGCCUCCCAUGCUGCCUGAAGAUAAAGAUGCCGAUAGCUUGCGAGGAAAUAUUUCAGUAAAAGCGGUUAAAAAAGAAGUAGAAAAGAAACUGCGAUGUCUACUUGCUGAUUUACCACUGCCCCCUGAGCUACCAGGAGGAGAUGAUCUCUCAAAGAGUCCAGAGGAAAAGAAAACAGCAACACAGUUACAUAAUAAAAGGAGGCCUAAAAUAUGUGGGCCUCGCUAUGGUGAAAUCAAAGAGAAAGAUAUUGACUGGGGAAAACGCUGCGUGGAUAAAUUUGAUAUCAUCGGAAUUAUUGGAGAAGGUACCUAUGGACAAGUUUACAAGGCCAGGGAUAAAGACACUGGAGAAAUGGUAGCCUUAAAAAAAGUGCGCCUGGAUAAUGAAAAGGAAGGGUUUCCUAUUACAGCAAUUCGAGAAAUUAAAAUUCUCCGGCAGCUUACCCACCAGAGUAUUAUCAAUAUGAAGGAAAUAGUGACUGAUAAAGAAGAUGCUUUGGACUUUAAGAAGGAUAAAGGUGCAUUUUAUCUGGUGUUUGAAUAUAUGGACCAUGAUCUGAUGGGACUGUUGGAAUCAGGCUUGGUUCAUUUUAAUGAAAAUCACAUAAAGUCAUUUAUGAGACAGCUCAUGGAAGGUCUGGAUUAUUGUCAUAAGAAGAACUUUUUGCAUCGAGAUAUUAAAUGUUCAAAUAUUCUUCUAAACAAUAGAGGACAGAUUAAGCUUGCAGAUUUUGGACUUGCCCGAUUGUAUAGCUCAGAAGAAAGUCGGCCAUAUACAAACAAAGUCAUCACUUUAUGGUACCGUCCACCUGAACUGCUGCUGGGAGAAGAAAGGUAUACACCAGCUAUCGAUGUGUGGAGCUGCGGAUGUAUCCUUGGUGAACUCUUCACUAAAAAACCUAUAUUUCAAGCAAAUCAGGAGCUUGCACAACUAGAAUUAAUAAGCCGUAUAUGUGGGAGUCCAUGUCCUGCAGUGUGGCCUGAUGUAAUCAAACUACCAUAUUUCAACACCAUGAAACCAAAGAAGCAAUAUCGUCGAAAGUUAAGAGAAGAAUUUGUUUUUAUUCCUGCAGCCGCACUAGACUUAUUUGAUUACAUGCUCGCCUUGGAUCCUAGUAAGCGCUGCACUGCAGAGCAGGCUCUUCAGUGUGAGUUCCUACGGGAUGUGGAACCCUCAAAAAUGCCUCCACCAGACCUUCCAUUAUGGCAAGACUGUCAUGAGUUAUGGAGUAAAAAGCGAAGACGACAGAAGCAGAUGGGCAUGACUGAUGAUGUUUCCACAAUUAAAGCCCCCAGAAAGGACUUGUCUCUGGGCCUGGAUGACAGCAGAACUAGCACUCCUCAGAGUGUGCUGCCGUCUUCACAGCUGAAAUCUCAGGGCAACUCGAAUGCAGCACCUGUAAAAACAGGCCCUGGACAGCAGUUAAACCACAGUGAAUUGGCAAUUCUGCUAAACCUACUACAGUCUAAAACAAGUGUUAAUAUGGCUGAUUUUGUCCAAGUGUUGAACAUUAAGGUAAACUCUGAGACUCAGCAGCAGCUAAAUAAAAUAAACCUUCCUGCUGGAAUUUUGGCAACAGGUGAAAAACAGACAGAUCCAUCACCACCACAACAGGAGUCUUCGAAACCACUGGGAGGAAUUCAGCCUUCUUCUCAGAACAUGCAGCCUAAAGUGGAGCCUGAUGCGGCCCAGGCGGCUGUGCAGAGCGCAUUUGCGGUUCUGUUGACUCAGUUAAUAAAGGCUCAGCAGUCAAAGCAGAAAGACGUGCUGCUGGAAGAGAGGGAAAAUGGAUCGGGACACGAAGCACCAUUACAGCUCCGGCCACCUCCAGAGCCUAGCACGCCGGCGUCGGGGCAAGAUGACCUGAUCCAGCACCAAGAUAUGAGGCUAUUGGAGCUCACACCAGAACCAGACCGGCCUCGUAUUCUGCCUCCCGAUCAGCGACCUCCUGAACCUCCCGAACCACCGCCAGUCACUGAAGAAGAUCUAGAUUACCGGACAGAAAACCAGCAUGUACCCACCACUAGUUCUUCGUUAACUGACCCUCAUGCCGGAGUAAAAGCAGCCCUGUUACAGCUCCUUGCUCAGCAUCAGCCCCAGGAUGACCCCAAAAGAGAAAGUGGUAUUGAUUACCAAGCAGGAGAUACUUAUGUACCUUCUUCAGACUACAAGGACAAUUUUGGAUCCUCUUCUUUCUCUUCUGCUCCUUAUGUUAGCAAUGACGGUCUUGGAAGCGCCUCUGCUCCACCCUUGGAACGACGUAGCUUCAUGGGAAACUCAGAUAUUCAGUCCUUGGAUAACUACAGUACUACUUCAUCUCAUUCUGGUGGUCCACCUCAGCCUUCUGCCUUUUCCGAGUCAUUUCCCAGUUCGGUAGCUGGAUACGGAGACAUGUACCUCAAUACAGGUCCCAUGUUGUUUAGUGGAGACAAGGACCAUAGAUUUGAAUAUAGCCAUGGCCCCAUCGCCGUGCUGGCAAACAGCAGUGACCCUUCCACAGGGCCAGAGAGUACUCAUCCUUUGCCAGCAAAGAUGCACAACUAUAACUAUGGUGGUAACUUACAGGAAAACCCAGGCGGCCAUGGCCUCAUGCAUGGACAGACCUGGACUUCUCCUGCCCAAGGACCUGGGUAUUCACAAGGAUACAGGGGACACAUUAGCACAUCAGCUGGCAGAGGUCGAGGCAGAGGGUUACCAUACUGAGUAUCUGUUUUUCCUCAGGCACAUCAUUUUUAUCUGGAAAGACUUUUCUAGCUGCAAUUUAAAGCAGCAAUCCAAGAGACUUGAAUAAUAUUAAUUCAACAACAGCUUUAUUUUUAUGUGGAAAAGGGUCUUGCAUACAAUAGUUAAAAAAAAAAAGACAAAAAAAAACACCUUUGCUUAAAUUCAUGCUGUUCUAAAACCUAGAUCUAUUGAUUGUACAUCUUCACAAAUUCUAGUUAAUGAUUUUAUUUUGUAUUCUUGCAGUUUUAAGUGGAUGCUAAUCUUAGGGACAUAAAAGUCUUUUAUGGCCCUCUUGCAGAUCUUCUGAACUAUGCACAUUUGUGCUUUUUUGUAAGUUUGGACCAACUUUUAUGUAACAACCACCCAGCCCCUCCCCCCUCCAGUUUUACAACAAUCAGAAAGGGCACUGAUUUAUUUGGUAUUUUUCUUUUUACAAAGCUACCUUUAGUCAAAGGUCACUGUCAGUCUUUGCACCUGCUUUCAGUGUUAUUGUGAAAGGUGUACUUUGUGCUCAUUUCAGAAAAUAAAACACAACCUUUCUCUUGAUGCAACAGUU
Budorcas taxicolor (takin) is the source of this 5706-nucleotide messenger RNA. RefSeq names its product cyclin dependent kinase 13 (gene CDK13). NCBI's taxonomy places the organism in Eukaryota, Metazoa, Chordata, Mammalia, Artiodactyla, Bovidae. The transcript has 14 exons. Gene Ontology annotation, cellular component: cyclin/CDK positive transcription elongation factor complex; nucleus. Gene Ontology annotation, molecular function: cyclin binding; ATP binding; RNA polymerase II CTD heptapeptide repeat kinase activity. The coding region runs from base 588 to 5129 and encodes 1513 amino acids. Gene Ontology annotation, biological process: positive regulation of transcription elongation by RNA polymerase II; protein phosphorylation; transcription elongation by RNA polymerase II. The record is from RefSeq and is a predicted model, not a curated record.